AUGCAAAUCCAGAUGAUCCUGAGGCAGCUGAAGCCCGACACAGAUUCAGCUGAUCCUCAUCCGGGUCCAGCCAUCUGUGAGAUAACGGCUCUGCAGAAUCCAACUGAUCUUCAGCUUGAUCCAUCUGUCCUUGAGAUAACACCUCUGCAGAAUCCAACUGAUGUUCAGCCGGAUCCAGCUGCCCAUGAGAUAAUGCCUCUGCAGGAUCCAACUGAUGUUCAGCCGGAUCCAGUCGCUGAGCCAACAGCUCUGCAGGAUCCGAAUGAUCUUCAGCUGGAUCCAUCCGUCCAUGACCCCACGGCUCUGCAGGAUCCAACUGAUCCUCCAGAAGAUCCGCAGCUUGUUCCAUUUUCUGAGCUUUAUGAAGUGGGAGAGGAGAUUGGAGAAGGAGGCUUCGGCACUGUCUGUGAGGGGAUUUCGAAAUUCAAACGCGAGCAGGUCGCCAUCAAAUUUAUCCCUAAGAGUGCAGCAGACCGGUAUAUUGCAAUUCCUGGGUGUUCCAAGCCACUGUUUGCAGAAGUGGCUCUAAACCUGCUGCUGAAUGAGCCUCCGAUAAGCCCCUACGUUGUCCACAUGCUGGACUGGUUUGAUGAGAAAGAUCAGUACAUCCUCAUCCUAGAGUAUCCGCAACCCUGCAAAGACUUGCUCAAAUUCGUUGUUAGCAAUGGACUGCGGAUGAAUGAAUCACAGGCACGUGACCUGAUAUACCAAGCAGUGCUCGGAGCCAAACACUGUUUUGACAAAGGCGUCUUCCACCGUGACAUUAAGUUGAAUAACUUUCUGAUCAACACAAUGACGAACCAAGUCAAAAUGAUCGACUUUGGCUGCGGUGACCUCAUCAAAAGUGGUUACUUGGGUGAAUUUGAAGGAGGAUGUCAACCACCUGAGUACUACGUGGACUUAAAAUAUGAGGCAGAGCCAACAACAGUCUGGUCUCUGGGCGUUAUGAUGUACAGAGUGAUGUGCAAAUGUCAGCCCUUCAAAAGUUUAGGCGACAUGAAUUAUGGCAUUCUGAGGUUUAACUCCAGAAUAUCCAGAGCAUGCCAGGAUUUGAUAAGCCGGUGCCUGACUCGUGAACCAACUGAGAGAGCAACUAUAGAGGAGAUUUUACAGCAUGAAUGGUUUCAGCAGGGACAAAUGUCACGAGUAGCUCAGGAGUCAGGUAGUGUAAGUUAGGAGGGAACAUAGGGGGCUUUCACACUGGGCAUGUUUGCUUCAGUCCGAAUCUGAGUGCAUUUGUUCCCGGAUUGGACUGGUUUCAUACACACUUGAUUGUAUCGAAACCCAAUGCAUUCACGUUCUUCUUGCGUCAUUGUGGCGGGCAGGAUGAGGCCGAGCUGUGAGAACGGGGCAAGGCCGGUGGCGCGAGUGCUAAUGAGUGUCACCUGCGCACCGCACCGGUCUCGUAUCUCACAGAGGAGCUCGGAAGGAUAAAAGGAGGAGCGAUGACAGUGAAGGACGAGAGAGGACUAGGCCUGGACAAUUUAUGUUAUGUUUUGUUUAUGUGUGUGUGGCAGUCGUCCAUGAGGGGCUGCCGCUUUUAUUUUAGUUUUGUGUUUGUUUAUUUUAUAUAAUUAAGAUUGCGCUGAACAUUUGCCGGUUCCCACCUUCUUCUUCCCUGAACACUAACCGUGCUACAUUGGUGCUGAAACCCGGGAGGAAGGAGGGACACACUGUCAGAGAGUCCUCUCUGCUGAGGGGAAUCACGGUGCUGAGGAGAUCGGGCAGCACAAAGGAGCAGUGAGCGCCAGUGGCUGCCCGAGGCGGUUGGUGCUGGAGCGAUGGAAGACCCGGUGGGACGGAGAGCUCGCUGCCAUGCUCCUGGGUUGAGGGGGGGUAGCUGCCCUCCGAGAGGGAGCAGAGGAGUUGCUCAUGUUUGCCUGCUUCCCGGAGCCUGCUGCCGUCCGCCAUGAUGGGGAGGAGCAGAGAACGGGGGACUCGCUGCCGGCUGCCAUCAACAGGAGGAGCCAUCGCUGUCCGCCAGGAGGUGGAGGAGGAUCGAGCCGUCCACCAAGGAGCAUCCAGUACCAUCGCAUGUCACCGCGGGUGAGAGCCUCUCAGCUGGUUGAGGACCAAGUGUCAGUGUGUCUGGGAACCGGAUCAAGAAUUUUUUUUCCUCUCUCGUCUCUCUCGCUCCUCAUCCAUCCAUCUCCU
Messenger RNA from Ctenopharyngodon idella (grass carp), 2154 nucleotides. RefSeq names its product serine/threonine-protein kinase pim-2-like. Gene Ontology annotation, molecular function: protein serine/threonine kinase activity; ATP binding. Gene Ontology annotation, cellular component: cytoplasm. The coding region runs from base 1 to 1176 and encodes 391 amino acids. The record is from RefSeq and is a predicted model, not a curated record. Gene Ontology annotation, biological process: negative regulation of apoptotic process; regulation of mitotic cell cycle; protein autophosphorylation. NCBI's taxonomy places the organism in Eukaryota, Metazoa, Chordata, Actinopteri, Cypriniformes, Xenocyprididae. The transcript is spliced from 7 exons.